This is a messenger RNA of Sorex araneus (European shrew), 4886 nucleotides long. RefSeq names its product ADAM metallopeptidase with thrombospondin type 1 motif 7 (gene ADAMTS7). The record is from RefSeq and is a predicted model, not a curated record. Gene Ontology annotation, biological process: extracellular matrix organization; proteolysis. Gene Ontology annotation, molecular function: metalloendopeptidase activity. NCBI's taxonomy places the organism in Eukaryota, Metazoa, Chordata, Mammalia, Eulipotyphla, Soricidae. Gene Ontology annotation, cellular component: extracellular matrix. Bases 45 to 4694 code for a protein of 1549 amino acids. The transcript is spliced from 24 exons.
UGCCGUCUUUGUUGCCCGCGGAGCCGGGUGCGCCCGCUGCAGCCAUGCCCAGCGCCGCGCCCCUGCUCCUGCUGCUCUGCGUGCCCGGCGCCCUCGGAUCCGCUCCAGCGCACCUGGAGGCCUGGAAGCCUCUGGACAUCGUGCACCCUGUGCGUGUGGAUGCGAGAGGCUCAUUUCUGUCCUUCGAGCUGUGGCCACGUGCACUGAAUAGGCGGGAGGAGUCGGCGAGGCCCCGCAUCUCGCCCACCUUCUACGAGCUGCAGUUCCAAGGGCGUGCUCUUCGCUUCAACCUCUCCGCCAACACGCGGCUGCUGGCGCCCGGCUUCCUAGUGGAGACUCGCAGGCGCGGAGGCCUGGGCCAAGUGGUCCUGCACCCAGGUGCAUACCCACCUGCUUGCCACCUGCUGGGUCAAGUGCAGAGUCACGUGCAGCGCCCCGCGCAGGGCCCAGCAUCCCAGCCGGGCAGCGCCGCCAUCAGCGCCUGUGAUGGGCUGAAAGGCGUGUUCCAGCUGUCCAACGAGGACUACUUCAUCGAGCCCCUGCGCGGGGUCCCUGCCCAGCCUGGCCAAGCCCAGCCUCACGUGCUGUACCAGCAUGAAGCCCCAGAUGGACAAGGAAACUCCAGCUCUUCAGCCACCUGUUGGGUGCAAGAGUCCCCAGAUGCGGAGCCUCAGCGGGAGCGUUGGCAACAGCGGCACCGGCGGCACCAGCGGCAGCAGCUGAGGCGCCGGCACCUGCGCUCAGUCAGCAAAGAGAAGUGGGUGGAGACGCUGGUGGUUGCCGACACCAAAAUGGUGGAGUUCCACGGGCACCCCCACGUGGAGAGCUACGUGCUGACAGUCAUGAACAUGGUGGCCGGCCUGUACCACGACCCCAGCAUCGGGAACCCCAUUCACAUCACCAUCGUGCGCCUGAUCCUGCUGGAAGACGAGGAGGAGGACCUGAAGAUCACACACCACGCAGACAACACCCUUUGGAGCUUCUGCAAGUGGCAGAAGAUGAUCAACCCGAAGGGGGACUCGCACCCACUGCACCACGACAUGGCCAUCCUGCUCACCAGGAAGGACCUGUGUGCGGCCAGGAACCAGCCCUGUGAGACGCUAGGCAUGUCGCAUGUGGCAGGCAUGUGCCAGCCCCACCGCAGCUGCAGCAUCUGCGAAGACACGGGUCUUCCCCUGGCCUUCACUGUGGCCCACGAGCUUGGACACAGCUUUGGUGUCCAACACGAUGGCCUUGGCAACCCAUGUCUGUCCCAGGGAAAGAGUCCUUUCAUCAUGUCUCCGCAGCUCCUGUACAGCACAACGCCCCUCACCUGGUCCCCCUGCAGCCGCCAGUAUAUCACCAGGUUCCUCGACCGGGGCUGGGGUAUGUGCCUGGACGACCCACCAUCCAAGGACGCCAUCGACUUCCCUUCUGUACCUCCUGGCAUUCUCUAUGACGUAGGCCACCAGUGCCGUCUGCAGUAUGGGGGCAACUCUGUCUUCUGCCAGGACAUGGAUAAUGUCUGCCACACGCUCUGGUGCUCAGUAGGGACUACCUGCCACUCCAAACUGGACGCCGCAGUGGACGGCACCCGAUGUGGCGAUAACAAGUGGUGUCUGAAUGGGGAAUGUGUGCCUGUGGGCUUCCGACCCGAGGCCGUGGAUGGGCACUGGUCAGCGUGGACCUCCUGGUCUGAGUGCACACGGAGCUGCGGUGUGGGCGUGCAGAGCACGGAGAGGCAGUGCACGCAGCCCGCGCCCAGGUACAAAGGCAAGUACUGCGUGGGUGAAAGGAAACGCUUCCGGCUCUGCAACCUUCAGAGUUGCCCCCCUGGCCACCCCUCCUUCCGUCAGCUGCAGUGCAGCAAAUUUGACACGAAGUGGAUGGAGAACAGGCAGCACACGUGGGUGCCCGUGCCCAACGAUGUGAACCCCUGUGAGCUGUACUGCCAGUCCACCAACGAGCACUUUGUGGAGAAGCUGCUGGACGCCGUGGUCGAUGGCACCCCCUGCUAUCAGAACCGGCCCAGCCGUGACGUGUGCAUCAACGGGAUCUGCAAGAAUGUGGGCUGUGACUUUAUCAUCGACUCGGGAGCCGUGGAGGAUCGCUGCGGUGUGUGUAAAGGCGAUGGCUCCACCUGCCUCACCGUGAGCACAACCUUUGAGGAGGCUGAGGGCUCAGGCUAUGUGGACAUGGAAAUGAUCCCGGUUGGUGCCCGUGACAUCCACAUUGUGGAGGUGGCCUCAUCAACCAACUUCCUGGCCCUGAGGGGCGAAGACCCGGACAAGUACUUCCUCAACGGGAACUGGACCAUUCAGUGGGAUGGGGACUAUGAGGUGGCCGGCACCAUCUUCACCUACUCUCGCUACGGCGAUCUGGAGAACCUCACGUCCCCAGGCCCCACCCGGGAGCCCUUGUGGAUCCAGCUCCUGUUCCAGACGAGCAACCCAGGGGUGCACAUCCAGUACAUCGCUCCACUGGGCAUGGUGACCCGUGGCCAGGGGCAUUUGCCCAAGUUCUCCUGGAGCUUUGGGCCCUGGACCCAGUGCUCGGUGUCCUGUGGCUCAGGCAUGCAGAGGCAGAAUGUGCAUUGCAUGGAGCAGCACACAGGGCUGGUGGAUGAGCGGCACUGUGACCCCCUGGAGCGGCCUGAAGACCAGCAGAGGCCCUGCAAUGAGGAGCCCUGCCCGGCCCGGUGGUGGACUGGCGAGUGGCGUCCUUGCACGCACUCCUGCGGGCCAAGUGGCCUGGCAGUGCGCUCCGUGCUCUGCAUCCGUAGCGUCAGUCUGGACGAACAGAGUGCCCUAAAGCCAGCUGACUGCGGGCACCUGGUCCCACCGGCCUCCGAGAUCCCCUGCAACCGCCACGUGCCCUGCCCACAUACCUGGGUAGUGGGGGACUGGUCCCAGUGCUCUGUGACGUGUGGGGUGGGCAUCCAGCGCCGGAUGGUCGAAUGCAGCCAUGGUGAUUCCUGUGACGAGGCCCAGCGGCCAGCCAGUGAAAAUCCUUGCUCCCAGCGACCCUGUGAGGGCCCCGACGGCUCGGGCAGUGGCUUUUCCAGCCAUGAGAACUUAAACGAGGUGGACAUAGUCCCCGGCCGCCGGGCCCCCAGCCCUCCGACCCCCGUGCCUGCCAGCAUGAGCAACGCCAUCGAGGACCCGUUUCUGGAACCAGUGGUCGUGGACGACUUCUACUAUGACUACAACUUCAUCACCUUCCAUGAGAAUCUGGAAGCGGGGCCCUACCCACAGCAGGGCUCUGACCAGAGGGACAUCUGGGGCUGGAUAUCACCAACAGACAUCCCUACACCGGCUGCAGAGUCUCUGCCUGACUGGUCCCCUACCCCCAGCCAGGCUGACCACAGCCCCUCACUUCCCUUUGAGCAGACCCUGAGGGACCCUGAGGACAACCUCUCAUCUGAGGCUUCGGACCCCAGGGUUCCCCAAUCGGCCUGGCCACUGGCUCCCGGGGACAACACGGAGUCACCUGCUGUCCCUGGGAGUGAGGACGGGUCAAAUUGGCUGAGUCCCCCAGGGUGGGAAAGCAGCGAGGAGCCCACUGUUCGCCGAGUGCAGCCCCUGCUGCCCGAUGCCAGCAUACAGCAGCUGUGGACGAUCCGGCCUGGGGACCCUGAGCUGUGGCCUGCCGCCACAGAGCCCAGGGGCUGGGAGGUGCCCACCCUCUCCCCUACUGGGCCCUCCCUAGUGGGGGCCAGGACCUUUCUCCUGACAGCCCCCACAGGCCCGGGGCAUGCCCUCCCCAGCACCAAGCCUCCCCCAAGUGCCCCCCAGCACAGACCUGCCAACAGUAGCCAAGCCCCUGAUGCUCACCUGGAUGUCAGUCUGAAUGGGGAGGGCCCCCCCAGCCUCGUGCCACCUGCCAGGAAUGCCAGCUGGGAAGUCGGGGACUGGAGUGAGUGCUCCACCACCUGCGGCCUGGGUGCAGUCUGGAGGCCCGUGUACUGCAGCUCAGGCCGGGAUGAGGACUGUGCCCCCGAUGGCCGGCCCCAGCCAGCCCGCCGCUGCCACCUACGACCCUGUGCCACGUGGCGUACAGGCAACUGGAGCAAGUGCUCCCGCAGCUGUGGUGGUGGAGUCUCCGUGCGGGAUGUACAGUGUGUGGACGCCUGGGACCUCCGGCCCCUGCGGCCUUUCCACUGCCAGCUGGGGCCUGUGCAGCCACCCACCCGGCAGCCCUGUGGAACCCGGCCCUGUCUCAGCUGGUCCACCUCGUCCUGGAGGGAGUGUUCCGAGGCCUGUGGUGGGGGCCAGCAGCAGCGCCUGGUGACCUGCCCGGAGCCCGGCCUCUGUGAUGACGAGAUGAGACCCAACAGCUCACAGCCCUGCAACACACAGCCCUGCACCCAGUGGGCGGUGGGGCCCUGGGGCCAGUGCUCAGCCCUCUGCGGUGGCGGUGUCCAGCGGCGCCUGGUCAGCUGUGUCAACAUGCAGACGGGGCUUCCCGAGGAGGACAGUGACCAGUGCAGCCAUGAGGCCUGGCCCGAGAGCUCGCGGCCAUGUGGCACCCAGGACUGCAUACCCCUUGUGCCGCUCAACUGUGAGUGGGACCGCUUGAUCUUCAGCGCCUGUGAGACGCUACGGCUGCUCGGCCGCUGCCAGCUGCCCACCGUGCGCACCCAGUGCUGCCGCACCUGCCGCCUGGACGACUUCAGCGACCUGGCCCGCGGCCACCAGCGGGCUGCCCGUCGCUGACCGCCACUUGGCUCCAGACCAGCCAGACCUCAGCCCCCUCCCCAGCCAUGGGGGCCCUCACCUGAUGGUGCUGACCUGGGCCCCUCCCCCAGAAAAGGUAUAUAUAUAUUUUUUCUAUUUUCAUGUUCUCAUCCAUAAAGGCCUCCACGCCUCCAAGCAAUUCCACUUUCUGGGUGGGGGACUCUGCUCAGA